Molecule: messenger RNA, 1651 nt
Organism: Galleria mellonella (greater wax moth)
Lineage: Eukaryota; Metazoa; Arthropoda; Insecta; Lepidoptera; Pyralidae
Product: transmembrane protease serine 9-like
Exons: 8
Coding region: 40-1602 (520 amino acids)
Biological process (GO): proteolysis
Molecular function (GO): serine-type endopeptidase activity
Source: RefSeq, a predicted model, not a curated record
GAAAAUAGAUUGAAGUGUAAUUAGUAAACAGUAAGUGACAUGUGCUCCCACAAAAUGCAUUUGGCGGCUUUUAUUUUAACUCUUGCAGUCUCCGUUGGAGCUGCACCUAAAAAUCCACAGAGAAUUGUAGGCGGCUCGGUUACAACCAUCGGCCAAUAUCCUGAGAUGGCUUCUAUGUUGAUUAACUGGAGUGGAUCUAUUUUUAGUCAAGCUUGUGGAGGAUCUAUCAUAAAUGCUAGAUCUAUUUUAUCCGCUGCUCAUUGUUUCUUCGGUGAUGUAGCUUCAAGAUGGCGUGUUCGGGUUGGAUCUAUCCACGCAAACAGCGGAGGUGUAGUGCAUGAACUGAAUCUCAUAAUCUUACACGAAAACUAUAUUACAAGCACAUUGGAUAAUGAUAUAGCCAUACUUCGUACUUCUACAUAUAUAGUUUAUAAUAACAUCGUUCGACCCGCUGUUAUAGCUGGCACAGCGUACAAUCUUUAUGAUAACUCAGUUGUAUGGGCUGUAGGAUGGGGGAGUACAUCAGUUGGCGGAACAUUAUCUGAGGAGCUACGUCACGUUCAAAUCUGGAGUAUAAAUCAAGCUACAUGUAGAAACAUCUACUCCGAGAUUGGUCUUACUGUAACAGAUAAUAUGUUAUGCUCUGGAUGGCUGGACGUGGGUGGUCGCGACCAAUGCCAGGGUGAUUCUGGUGGUCCCCUCUUUCACGAUAGAGUAGUCGUCGGUAUUUGUUCCUUGGGCCAUCAGUGCGCUCUGGCCCGCUAUCCUGGUGUAAAUACACGUGUUUCUCGCUACACACGCUGGAUUCAAGCUAAUGCUUUAUUCAAAAUGCGUAUAAUAUUAGUACUAUAUCUCAUAGGUGUCGCUGCUGUCGUCGCUGUCCCAAGGAACCCGCAAAGAAUUGUGGGUGGCGCGGUUACUGAUAUCUCCCGGUACCCCGAAAUAACUUCCCUUCUAUAUUCAUGGAACGGUGUUAUAUUUAGCCAAGCGUGUGGCGGGACCAUCCUUAACCAAAGAUCCAUCUUGUCCGCCGCUCAUUGUUUUGUUGGUGAUUUAGUCUCUAGAUGGCGUAUUCGUGUUGGAUCGUCUUACGCUAACAGCGGUGGUAUUAUACAUGGCGUCAGUAACAUCGUUCUGCACCAAAAGUAUAACAUAGUUACUCAGGACAAUGACAUUGCCAUUCUUCAUACUGUUUACAAUAUUGUGUAUAAUAAUUUUGUCAAGGCUGCCAGUAUUCUAGGCCCUAAUUUCAAUCUUGGUUACAACGAAGAAGUUUGGGCUGCUGGAUGGGGCGCCGUAGCGUAUAAUGGACCUCCGUCGGAACAGCUUCGCCAUGUUCUAGUGUGGACUGUAAAUCAUACAGAAUGCGCUGAUCGCUACAGAGAAGUUAAAUUAGACGUAACUCCCAACAUGUUGUGCUCCGGCUGGUUGGAUGUUGGCGGUCGUGAUCAAUGCCAGGGUGACUCCGGUGGUCCCCUGUACUACAACGGAGUCGUGGUCGGUAUUGCCUCCUGGGGCUUAGAUUGUGGCAAUCCAUAUUUCCCUGGUGUUAACACACGCGUUUCCAAUUAUUUUUAUUGGAUUUCAAUUAAUAUCAUAUGAUUAUAUUAUUUAAUAUUUGGUAUAUAAAUAAAAUAAUAUUUAUAUAUUA